Messenger RNA from Impatiens glandulifera, 766 nucleotides. RefSeq lists its product as uncharacterized. The record is from RefSeq and is a predicted model, not a curated record. Lineage: Eukaryota; Viridiplantae; Streptophyta; Magnoliopsida; Ericales; Balsaminaceae. Bases 31 to 627 code for a protein of 198 amino acids. The transcript is spliced from 4 exons.
UAAAAAAAAACUGAAGAACACACACUAAAAAUGUUGGUCAUUGACUUCGUUCACACUUCGGGGAUUCCCCACACUUCGUCUUUGUCACUCCAAUCUUCCGCUCCUACAAAUCUAUUUCGAUUCAAACCCAUCUGCAAAUCGAGCUCCACGAGCAUCCAUUAUUCACGUCGGCCCUUCCAUUUUCCAUCUCGCCUAACUCCUCGGGAUACCAGUCUGCAUCCGAUCAAGAUUUCAGCAAUGGCCGGCGUUCCUUCUGCUUCCAUGAAACUCCUAUUUGUUGAGAUGGGUGUUGGAUACGAUCAACACGGGCAGGAUAUCAACUCUGCGGCAAUGCGAGCCUGCAGGGACGCUAUUUCUUCUAAUUCUAUUCCUGCCUUCAGAAAAGGCGCCAUUCCAGGCGUUUCAUUUGAACAGAUGAAGCUACAGAUAAAAUUAGGAGUUCCUCGGUCUCUCCAAGAAUUUCUAGAUAUUGACAAGGUCAAGUCUGUAUUCCCAUAUGGGAAGAUAGAGAACAUUGAAGUUGUAGAUGGUGGAUUGAUUUGUUCAAGCGGAGUACAAGUUGAAGAAAUGGGUGACAAAAAUGAGGAUUGUUACAUUGUCAACGCAUCUGUUUAUGUUGGUUACUAGCCAAUACAUUUUUUUGUACGAAUAUGAGCGACGAAGAGCUGAUCAUGUUAGCAAGAUCACUCUUCAUGGUUUUUCUUUUCUGUAACAGACUAAUACAAACAUCUUCUUAAUGAGAAUCAAAACAUGAGACAUCAACUAA